GACAUAUUCCUCUCUUAGCUGUGUUACGUAAGGCUUCCUGUGUUAGUUUCUAGUUUUCAUUGUGUUCUUUCAGUUUCUUGAUUAUAAAAAUAAUGCACAUGAAUCCAUACAUCUCACGACACAUCAGCCCUGUUAUAGGAUACUCGGCCGCACAAGAAUCCAGCGGCUUUUCUAAUGGACCCUGGCCAGAAUUUCACUCAGUGCUGACAUUCAACAUCGAUCCUGUGUCUUGGAAGUACUUCACAAGAAACAAUGAUGUUGGCUUUGGCUAUAGAGUGAUACAGGUGGAUACAUCUAGUUUUCUUGUGAGUGAUCCUUUAGUACAAUAUAGCCAUAACAAAAGAGGACAAGUUUAUAGCUGUGGCAUUUCACAGGAAACUUGCCUGCCAGUGACAAUUAAUGUGCCCUCUGAAGCUGUUAACAUGUCUCUUGGACUUUCUAUGACUAAGGAUAUACAAUCUUCUAAUUCAGUGGUUUGUGGUCCAACCAUUCCUAAGGACUGCAAAGUGCUUACUACCCUCAACGGUAUGUGUUUUAUCGUGAACGGAAGCAAUGCAGUGAGUGCACCUAUACCAAGUGCUUUAAGAAGCUGCCCUCUAAAAAUAGACAUCGCUUUUCUAAUAGAUGGCUCUGGGAGUGUAGAAGAAGUAGAUUUUGUUAAAAUGAAAACUUUUGUCAUAACAAUAAUCCAGAGUUUUUCCGACUGCAGUUCUCAGUUUGCCAUCGCACAGUUCUCCACUGGUUUUGAAAUUCACUCCAAGUUCGAAGCAGUCAAUGACAUUGAUUCAUGGAGGACAAUAAUAGGUGGCAUUGAACAGCAAAAAGGAUUGACCUACAGUGCAAAGGCUAUAAAUAAACUUGUGGAUGAGCUCUUCGUAACUGAAGGAGGGGCGAGGCAAUCAGCAAUUAAAAUCCUAAUUGUUAUUACUGAUGGUAGAUCAAAUGAUGAACCUUAUCUCAGAGGUGCUGUUGAAAAGGCAGAAAAGAAGAAUAUUAUCAGAUUUGCUAUUGGCAUCGGUGAAGCUUUUGAUGAUGCCGAAACAAAGCAGCAGUUACAUGUUAUUGCAUCUGCUCCUCUUGCUAAGUAUGUGUUCAAUGUGACUGACUUUGACGCAUUGGACAGCAUCCGUGAACAACUGGAAGAAAACAUUGCUAUUGAAGGUGUCCAGUCCACUGGCAGUUCUGCCACAAUGGAGUUUGCUCAGGAUGGAUUUACUGCCGUGUUUACAUCCAAUGAAAGCCUGAUCGUGAGUUCUGUCGGAGCUUUCCAGGGGAAGGGUGGAUAUCAGGAACACUAUCAGUCCCAACACUAUGGCCAUUCAUCAGACUUCCAAGUGGGAAGUGAGGAAGAUAGUUAUUUUGGUUAUUCAAUGACAAUAGCAACACGGUCUAAAAAGAGGCUUGUCAUUUUGGGAGCACCAAGAUACAGGCAUAAAGGACAAGUGAUGAUUUCAAUAAUUGGAAAUAAUGCAACCAACCUGCUGGUGGAUUCACCCAAGCCUCAGAUUGGAUCAUACUUUGGAGCCGAGGUCUGUGUGGUUGAUCUGAACUCUGACACAAAAACAGAUCUACUAUUAAUAUCCGCACCAACCUACGUAGACUCUCAUUCUGAAGGCAGAGUUUUUGUGUACUUUUACUCUCGGCAGCCAUACUUCACUUUCUCUGUGGCGCUGAUGGGAAUGGCAGGUCACAGGGGUCGAUUUGGCUCUUCUCUGGCCAGUCCAGCAGAUCUGAAUGGUGAUGGUUUCAGGGAUGUGCUGAUUGGAGCUCCUUUAGAGGAGGACAGACAGGGCACCAUCUAUAUCUUCAAUGGAGGAGUAGAUCAAAUAAAUCCCACAUAUUCUCAGAGAAUUACUGGAUCAUCUGUACGCUCAGGUUUACAGUUUUUUGGACAAGCUCUGAGUCAGUCCUCCUUAGAUCACAGUGGAGACAGUCUACCAGACAUUGCUGUUGGAUCAAAAGGAGCUGUUGUGCUUCUUAGAUCUAGACCCAUAAUGCUUGUCGAUGUGAAAGUAACAUACAGCCCAUCAAAAAUCUCAACCAGUCAAACAAACUGCACCAAGCCACUGGAAAACACCUUGACAGUAUGCUUCAACAUGAGUGGAUACAAACAUGCUAUAACAGAUAUGAGUGGAAGCAUUAGCUAUAUAUUAAAGCUGGAUGCCAAACGAUAUAACCACAGAGCAUACUUCUUGCCCAAAAAUCGUGUCCUCAGUGAUGUUGUAAAUGUUACACUAGAGGAAGUGUGCAAAGACCAUCCAUUCCUCAUAGAGGCUUGCACAGAGGAUCAUCUCAACCCACUGCUUAAUGAAUUAAUGAUCACUUUUGAGGGUCUGCCCUCCCGAAGCCUAGAGAAUUUACAGCCUGUUCUCUUACCAUGGAUAAAAAACACAACAUUGUGGAUGUUAGAUUAUGAAAUGAACUGUGGAUCAGACAACCUUUGUGUUGACAACCUCAAAAUGGACUUUAGCUUUGGAUCUGCUAACAUAGAAGUUGGGAUAAUGCAGGAAAUCAAUGUGACAGUAUUUGUUGAAAACACAGGAGAAAACUCAUACAACACUCAUUUCACCCUCAACUACCCCUCUGGACUUUCCUACAGGAGAAUUAUGUCUCGAAUGGGCAGAGUGAAUUGCCUUUCUACAGAUGGCAUGCAAGGAAUUUUAUUAGGGGAGACCAUCUGUCAGGUCAACAAACCUCUUUUCGCAGGAAACACUUCUGCAGUGUUUGAUAUUAUUUACAGUAUUAAUAAACAAAGUAAUUUUGACCAAAAGGUGACAUUGAGUGCAUCUCUUACCAGUGGCAAUACAAAUCACUCUGAAAGCAGUGAACUGUUGAAAAUUAAAAACAUAAGUGUAAAACAUGCUAUCUAUGUUGCCUUGUUGAGACAUACAGAUUCCAGCCUUUACAUCAAUUUCACAAGUGGGAAGAAUAAUCUUGAAAAACCACUAAAACAGAUAUUGGAGGUGAAGAAUGAGUUUAGAGAGCUAAAUUUAACAGUUUUCAUUAGAGUACCUGUAAAACUGGGAGUUGAAAACAUCUGGACUAAUAAAAACUUACAGAUUCCAGAUUGCUUCAAGGAAAGAGAUGAGCAGCCCACCUUGACCAAUUUUCUGAAAGUGCUCAAAAAGAAAAAUGUCUUGAAUUGCUCUGUGGCGGUGUGUGCAGUUUUCAGGUGUGAUGUGAAUCUAAUGAGAAAUGAAAGGAGGUUCUAUAAUAUUUCCAGCAACUUGAGCUCUGGGUGGAUUGAGCAGAUUGGGAUUAGGUCUGCAUCUUUUCAGUUGGUCAGUACAGCAUCUAUGGAUUAUGAUGAGGAUAAAUAUAUAUACUUCUCUGAUUCCCUGGGCUCUGUGUCAGUAUGCGAGUUAAGCACUCAGGUGGAGGUCUAUGAGGAAUUCAGCAUCCUAAAGGAGGUCACUGGAGGAGUUAUUGGAGGAGUGCUGAUCAUGUCACUCAUCACAGCUGCCCUCUAUAAGAGUGGUUUUUUUAAAAGAAAGGCCAAGCAACACAGGAAGGAUCCAACCCAAGAUACUGAUGAAGUGGAAAAUCUAAAUGAAAAUUAAUGCAGAAUUUAUUAAUUACAAGUCAGAUUCCAAAAAAAUUUAGACACUGUACAACAAUGUGGAAGUUUCAAAAUUCUAUAUUUUAUUCAGAAUACAACAUAGAUGACACAUCAAAUGUUUAAACUGAGAACAUGUAUAAUUUUGAGGGAAACAUAAGAUGAUUUUAAAUUUCAUGGCAUCAACACAUCUCAAAAAAGCCAUGUUUACCACUGUGUGGCAUCCCCUUUUCUUUUUAUAUCUUCCUCUUUAUGAGGCUUUAUGAUGAGGAGAAAUAUCUGGACUGCAGGCUGGCCAUUUCAGUACCCGGAUCCUUCUUCUACGCAGCCAUGAUAUUGUAAUUGAUGCAGCAUGUGGUCUGCCAUUGUCAUGUUGAAAAAUGCAAGGUCUUCCCUGUAAGAGACAAUGGCAGGAUGGGAGCAUAUGUUGUUCUAAAACUUGGAUAUACCUUUGAGCAUUGAUGGUGCCUUUCCAGAUGUGUAAGCUGCCCAUGCCACACGCACUCAUGCAACCCCAUACCAUCAGAUAUUCAGGCUUCUGAACUUAGCGCUGAUAACAACUUGGGUUGUCCUUGUCCUCUUUAGUACGGAUGACAUGGCGUCCCAGCUUUCCAAAAAGAACUUCAAAUUUUGAUUCGUCUGACCACAGAACAGUUUUCCACUUUGCCGCAGAGAUAUAUAUAUAUAUAUAUAUAUAUAUAUAUAUAUAUAUAUAUAUAUAUAUCAUUUUUGGCUCUUUUUUUUACUGUAUAGGUUUGCUUGAUAUGAUAAAUGGUAAAAGUAGAGAUUUCAAAGCAGUAGAUUCAAUUAAAGUUAAAUAAACACUCUGGAAGGGAGAUGCAAUUUUGCAACAUGAUCUCAAUAUAAUUUGUAUGUAUUUGACAUAAAAUGUCGUUCUACAAUACGUACAUUUACUUACGUUUUUAGAGGCAUUAAAGCGUACAAUACUAACUUAUUUUAAUAAUCUAAACAUACAAAUACUUAUGUUUUUCAGCAUUUAAAUUUACAAAACUUACUUAUUGAUGACACCUAAAAAGGAAUCCUUAUAAAUAUUGAAAUCGGUGCAUUAAUUGUAUUAUUAUUGUUGUUUUUAGUUGUCAUUUCAAUGACAUUAUGUGUUCAGUUGCAUUAUUAAAUUGUUUACUCAUUUACUUUAUAUGAAAUAAUAUUUUAUUUUGUUUUGUGUGAUAGCAACCAGGUUGUUUCCAAGAAUAGCUUACAUAAUGUUAAACAAGACAUGACUUUAAACCCUUAAAAUGAAUACAAUUUCUGCAAUCAUUUAACCUUUAUUUGUCAUGUUACUUUGUUUUUGUUGGGCAAAAGAACUGGCAAUAGAACUAUAAAAUACACCAAAAAAAAAAAAAAAAAAAAACGUAAGCAGAAAAGCCCAUGGUGACUGACAUGC
Messenger RNA from Carassius gibelio (silver crucian carp), 4961 nucleotides. RefSeq names its product integrin alpha-X-like. The record is from RefSeq and is a predicted model, not a curated record. Gene Ontology annotation, cellular component: external side of plasma membrane; integrin complex. The coding region runs from base 93 to 3560 and encodes 1155 amino acids. Gene Ontology annotation, molecular function: integrin binding. The transcript is spliced from 30 exons. Gene Ontology annotation, biological process: cell adhesion mediated by integrin; cell-cell adhesion; cell-matrix adhesion. NCBI's taxonomy places the organism in Eukaryota, Metazoa, Chordata, Actinopteri, Cypriniformes, Cyprinidae.